ACAGCCCAGGCGACAGGAGGGAACUUCAGUAGCCAGGAGGAGCCAGGACAUGGACCUCAUCGACUACCCCACAUAUGAUUAUGAAAAUACAACCCUAAACUUCGAUGAUCCUGUGGACGGCCCUCACAUCCCCCAGAUGCCUUUUGGGGACAUUGUGGCCCUGAUCAUCUACUCGGCCGUGUUCCUGGUGGGAGUUCCCGGGAACGCGCUGGUGGUGUGGGUGACAGCAUGCGAGGCCAGACGCACCAUCAAUGCCAUCUGGUUUCUAAAUCUGGCAAUGGCUGACCUCCUCUCGUGCUUGGCGCUGCCCAUCCUGUUCACGACCAUUAUUAACCAUAACUACUGGCACUUCAGCUCCCUGGCCUGCACGGUCCUGCCCUCACUCAUCCUGCUCAACAUGUAUGCCAGCAUCCUGCUGCUGGCCGCCAUCAGUGCCGACCGUUUCCUGCUGGUGUUCAACCCCAUCUGGUGUCAGAAGGUCCGAGGGACUGGCCUGGCGUGGAUGGCCUGCGGGGUGGCCUGGGUCCUGGCCCUGCUCCUCACCAUCCCGUCCUUCAUGUUCCGUCAGGUGCAUGAGGACCUGGAGUCAAAAAUGAUGUGUGGCGUUAACUACGGGAAGGGAGGCCUCCAGAAGGAGAGGGCUGUGGCUGUUCUUCGGCUGGUCUUGGGUUUCGUGUGGCCUCUGCUCACUCUCAGCAUUUGUUACACCUUCCUGCUGCUCAAGACCUGGAGUCGCAAGGCCACGCGCUCCACCAAGACCGUCAAGGUGGUGGCGGCCGUGGUGACCUGUUUCUUCGUCUUCUGGCUGCCCUAUCAGGUCACGGGGGUGAUGAUGGCCUGGCUGCCUGUAGCCUCGCCCACUUUCAAAAAGGUAAAGAAGCUGGACUCACUGUGUGUGUCCCUGGCCUACAUCAACUGCUGUGUCAAUCCUAUCAUCUACGUCAUGGCCGGCCACGGUUUCCACGGGCGGCUCCGCAGGUCGCUCCCGAGCAUCAUCCGGAACGCGCUCUCAGAAGACGCGGUGGGCAGGGACAGCAGGACCUUCACGCGGUCCACUGUGGACACCUCCACCCAGAAGAGUCAGGCAGUGUAGUGGAGGCACCAGGACUGGUCCAGCCCUUCCUUUUCUCAGCCCCUCUCCUCCUGCUCCUUCUUCCUCCCUUCUCUGUGCAUGUUUCAUUUUAUGCGACUCUCUCCAAGUUGCCCCAACUAGCCUGGAGCUCAGGAUCCUCCUGAAUGCUGAGAUUAGAGGCAGGAAUUCCUUUGAAGAAGAGCGUCACAUUGAGAGAUUACUUGACUCUCUUUCUGAGGCCCGCCCCGCUCAGGCUGCUCACCUGCAGUCGCUGGGCAGAUGCUGGGGGCUGUAUGACUAGAGAAGCAGAGAAUUCUUUUUUUUUUUUUAUGCCACUGGGGAUUGAACUCGGGGCUCACAGAUAACAGUCAAGCAAACUACCACUGAGCUAUAGGCCCCGACUCCAGACAAUCAGUAACCACCCACCCUUCGUUUCUUUUCUUUUUUUCUUUCUUUUUUUGAGACAAGGUCUUAAGUAGACUAGUCUGGCCUUGAACUCCAGAUCUUCCUUCCACCAUCCUCCAAGGGUUGUGACUGUAGGCUUGUGCCACUGUGCCCAACCAUCCUUUAUUUCUACAAUUUUGUCUUUUUAUGAAUGGAAUUCGAUGGAAUCCAGCAUACCCAAGCUUUGUAAAAACAAAUAUGUGUGGCUUACAUGAUAAAGAGCUUUUUUG
This is a messenger RNA of Psammomys obesus (fat sand rat), 1746 nucleotides long. RefSeq names its product complement C5a receptor 1 (gene C5ar1). The transcript has 2 exons. Gene Ontology annotation, biological process: phospholipase C-activating G protein-coupled receptor signaling pathway; complement receptor mediated signaling pathway; inflammatory response. Gene Ontology annotation, molecular function: G protein-coupled receptor activity; complement component C5a receptor activity. The record is from RefSeq and is a predicted model, not a curated record. NCBI's taxonomy places the organism in Eukaryota, Metazoa, Chordata, Mammalia, Rodentia, Muridae. Gene Ontology annotation, cellular component: plasma membrane. The coding region runs from base 50 to 1093 and encodes 347 amino acids.